AUGUGCGUAAAACAACUCGUUAUAUUUGCGCCAUUGCUUGCCGUGACGUUUUCCAUCUACCCAUACUUUGAUACGCAAGAUUUCAUCUACAAUGUUCCUAAAGUUUACCGCGUCUCGAUAACAUUGGAUAAGUUAUUAAACUACUACGAGAAGAAGCCUUCCAAGGAUCCAGAGUGGUACAUCGCUUUGGGUAUUGCCAGAGGUCAAUUGGAAUACACAAUCAAUGAACUGGACAAGUCUGUACCCGAGAAAUUGAAGGAAAACUUAGUCAAUAUCACCAGGCGCAUGGACCGCAUCAAAAACAACACGGACCUUUCAAAUUUGGUAUUUCGUAGUAAGGAUUAUGAAUACGUUGCCAAAGCAAUAUUCGAAAACUUGGAGGUCCUUGCGUCUAUAAUGGAACCCAUCACUAUCGGGACCAUGGGCACGCAGAAACCGUACCGCUUCAACUUUGAACAGUACGUUCAAGAAGCAAGGAACAAGAUGCCGACGAGAAAAGCUGCAGAUGCGUGCACUAUGCAACUGCUAAUUUCGGCAAUGGAGACGCAAACGACGCAAUCUGAAGGCACAUGCGAGUUGACACCGGAAUGCAGCGCGCAGCUCAUAAAAGGGUCAGGACUGGCAUUCCAGCAGACUAGCCGUGUCCGCGCGGCAACUUUAGCUCGUCUCUUCGACUGCAUGGAAGGCACAGACCUCUCUGCUCACAUUUACAAGCUCUGCAUUCAAAUAUACAAAGAAACCAAAUCGUUAGAGGCGUGGGACCACCCCGCUGGCACAAGAACUCUUUUUAUGCAGCAAAUUUUAUACUGCGCAUCUCAAGGUUACGGAGAAUUCAUAAAACCUCGAUGGAUGAACAAGAUAAUGGCUUGGCAGGAACCCAAAGGAUGUUAUGCAGAUGAUCGACAACCUUUUCUCAGAUUGACAGGUUUCAUAGGUCCUGCCUCUGCCUCCCCACCGAAGGAGCGAGAGGAGGAGUACCGCGUGAAAAAGGCAGCUACUUCAGAAGGCGGCACCUGCAAUUCGCUGACGUCGGCGAUGGCGCUAGGAUCGCUAGUGAUUUACACCCGAGCGCUGCUGGAGACUGACCAGGCGUUUCAAUAUGACGUUCUCGACUAGUUUUAUAUUAACAAGCAAUUUAAUGUAGCCUUCUAAGCAAUGAA
This is a messenger RNA of Ostrinia furnacalis (Asian corn borer), 1160 nucleotides long. RefSeq lists its product as uncharacterized. Lineage: Eukaryota; Metazoa; Arthropoda; Insecta; Lepidoptera; Crambidae. Gene Ontology annotation, cellular component: cytosol; membrane. Bases 1 to 1116 code for a protein of 371 amino acids. The transcript is spliced from 6 exons. The record is from RefSeq and is a predicted model, not a curated record.